AUGGACAUUGCACAAAAUGUAGGAGAAGCGUUGCUCGACCAUAAUUAUGCCAAUUUAGAUAGGCAAAUUAUACAACAGCAUUUAGUUGACCACAUCUACAACAUGCCAGUUCAAGAUGAUUCGAGUUCUGAAAGUGAAGUUGAAGGUAAAAAUCAUGAAAUGGAAGAUAUAGAUAUACCAAUAGGAAUUCACACUACUUAUAGAUGCAUUCCAGGGGUCCACGACAAGUCUAAUGUUUACAUAGACAAUCUCCAUUACAAAUAUUACAAGAAGAGCGUCGUUAGAAAUAAAAUGUACCUUAUUUGUGAAAAGCAAAGGAAUAAAAAACCUGAUGAAUUCUGUUCAGCCACAGCAAUAGUUAAUUUAGAUGAUGCUGAGAACCACAUUCAUGUUCAACCUGGUGGACACAAUCAUGAUGUGGUUGAAAAAGAUUUAAAUAUGCCCUUCCUUAGGAGAGAUAUAGGUAGAAAGGCAAUACAAUUAGGAUCCAUGUCAGUCCCUAGCAGGCAUUUAUACAAUGAAGAAAUUGUUAAUCAUCCCCUCGGUGCUUACAAUUACACAUUUCUUCAAGCCAAGAUGAGAUGCAAGAGAAUGCGCAAGAAUCAGCGACCAAAGAUUCCAAGAACGAUACAAGAAUUUGCGCAACAACUUAAUAUGCCAGAAAAUAACGCCUAUAGCACAACCCUCCAAGAACAGCCAUCUGUAUUCUUCCAACAACCACUGAUUGUUGGUGGUGUUUAUGUUGGAGUUAUUUUUCCCAAUUUAAACUUUGUGAAUAGAUUUCAAGAGGAACUAGGCCAGGUGACGUCUUCGGGUUGUGAUGGUACAUUCAAAACUGUACCCAGUAGUCCUAAACAGUUACGGAAUGGUACACUUAUGACAUUUCAAGUGGUUUACGAAAAUGCUUCAUUUCCAAUGGUCUAUGCCCUGUUGUCCAGUGGCAGUGCCACAGAAGAAACAUUUACAGCAUUUUUUAGAGUAAGAGCCGACUCCAAUUUUUGCUGGUUCCAUUACUGCCAAUCAAUAGUAAGGUAUUGCCGUCGAAAAUACAAUUUGGUGUACAAUUUGAUCAGGACAAAUGAAAUUGUUAUACGCAUGGUUUUAGCAUUGGCUCAUCUUCCAGCUGCAAGAGGUCAUCCAAAUUGUCGAUAUUUCUGCAUUGAAGAUGGAUUUAGGCAAAUAAUGGAAUAUGUCCAACAAUAUCCAGAUAUUUAUCUACAAAUGCAAAACUUUUUAAUAGGUUACAUACAGAACUUUUGGCUUCGUACAGUUGGGCCAAAUAAGAUAAGUGUAUAUGGUAGUGAAGUAAGGACAAAUAAUUAUCUGGAGUCCUUUCAUGCUCAGCUAUUGAGGUAUAUUGGCAAGCAUCCAAACAUCUGGGACUUUAUACAAAAACUCAGAAUAUUGGAAAAUCAAUUUUAUGUUGAAUUUAUUCAGGCUAGCAGACAUUUAACGAUCAGAGAUCCCGCUAGUAGACUUAAUUGUGCUAGCAAUAGUUUGCUUUUACGUACAGCUAUUAAGCAACUCAAUGAAGAUGGUGAUGUGUUGUCUUGCCUUAAGAGGAUGGGUAAUGCUAAUGCAGAUUAUUUGAGAAGGGAGUUGGGUCCACGCCCUCCUCAAUAG
This is a messenger RNA of Macrosiphum euphorbiae (potato aphid), 1623 nucleotides long. The record is from the annotation of a GenBank genome assembly. Lineage: Eukaryota; Metazoa; Arthropoda; Insecta; Hemiptera; Aphididae.